Molecule: messenger RNA, 3708 nt
Organism: Ficedula albicollis (Collared flycatcher)
Lineage: Eukaryota; Metazoa; Chordata; Aves; Passeriformes; Muscicapidae
Gene: ZNF804A
Product: zinc finger protein 804A
Exons: 5
Coding region: 7-3588 (1193 amino acids)
Cellular component (GO): nucleus
Source: RefSeq, a predicted model, not a curated record
GGCCCCAUGGAGUGCUACUACAUUGUCAUCAGCUCCGCGCACCUCAGCAACGGGCACUUUCGCAACAUCAAGGGAGUUUUCCGCGGCCCCCUCAGCAAGAACGGGAACAAAACUCUGGAUUAUGCUGAAAAGAAAAACACUAUAGCAAAAGCUCUGGAAGACCUUAAAGCCAACUUCUACUGUGAACUCUGUGACAAGCAGUACUAUAAACACCAGGAGUUUGACAAUCACAUUAACUCUUAUGAUCAUGCUCACAAACAGAGACUGAAGGAGCUGAAGCAGAGGGAGUUUGCUCGGAAUGUGGCAUCUAAGUCACGGAAAGAUGAAAGAAAACAGGAGAAAGCCCUCCAACGUUUGCACAAGCUAGCUGAGCUAAGGAAAGAGAGAACUUGUGCUCCUGGAAGUGGCCCUAUGUUCAAAUCCACUACAGUGACUGUGCAAGGUGAUUGCAAUGAUACCCCCAAAAGUGCUGCAGCAGAUUCUGCCAGAAGCCAGGAUUUCAGCUGCACCCUAAUGCACGACGCCCAGAAUUGCAAAGACAUUGCUCCUGUCAUUUCUACCGCCCCUGGAGAUGCAGGCAGUCAUCAAUCUGACCCUAACAAAUGUGGAGACCAGGUCCAAGGAGCUCAUGGACACAGAGUUGGGUUCUCCUUUGCUUUUCCUAAGAAAGCAGCAGUCAAACUGGAGUCUUCAGCUGCCGUUUUCUAUGAGUUCAAUGAGGAAACCUCCAUGGAGCACGGAUUUAGCAGAAGGAGCAGGUUUGUCCCAGGAACAUGUAACCUUCAGUCUCCUUCAGCAGCAGAAAUAGUUGUGUGCCCUGAGGAGAAGCACAGCUGUUUGCACCCACUGGGGGAGAAAUGCACAGACACAGCAGAAGCUCCUGAAGCUCCGGAGUCCAAGGAGCUGUCCAGCGAGGAGAGCAGGGCGCUGGAGAGCCCGGCUGUGCCUCCUGCCGUGCCCCACUCAAAGCUGGUGUCCCCGGACGCGGAUGGCCGCGGUGUGGAUGUCAGAGCGGCCGACUCAGGGGAGCGAGGCCUGCCCCUGGCUGCAGACAGCGCUCAGGUCCUGCCCCCGGACGGCAGCGGGCACGAGCUGCAGGCGAGCAGAGCGCCCGUGCAGGAGCCUGCGGGGGACCGCUCCUCCCUGCAGGGUGCUGCAGAGGAAAACUGCAAUGACAGCAACUGCGAUCCACCCGCGACGGAAACAGAAAUAAAAAACCUGGGGGCAGAUGCAGCAGCUCCAUCACUGUCCGAAGAAGGGGGGGGAGCCCCAAAAAGCAAACCAGACAUACACAAGAGACCCUGCCAACCCUUUGUUCCUGUUCUUAGCAAAUAUGGAUCAAAUGUUCUUCAGUGGCCAUCAGAAAUGUUAAUUUACACAAGUACAGACCCAUCAAUUUCUUACAGCUGUAAUCCUUUAUAUUUUGAUUUUAAGUCAUCAAGAGCCAGUGAAAGCCAAGAGAAGCCCAAGCAUCAACCAAACAUACCUCAUUUGCACCAUGAAAUUGAAUCUAACCAUAUCUUAGUCUCAGAUUUUACAAAAAGACCGACUUCAGAGUGUGGUGAUUAUGAAGUAGAAGUGGAUAAAAAUGUGUGCAACUAUACAAUACCCCUGUUUAGUGAUGUUUCCCUCUUCAGAGAUUGUGACCUUGCAAAAAAUCAAAACAAAGUGUCCUUGGAUGAGUCAUUCAGGAUUAGAAAAAUAGAGAAGUAUCACAUAUCUCAUAACCCCUUACGCCAAAACACUGUGAUAGAUGAGAAAUACAACAAAGUCUGGAUCAAAGAGGGCCAUGAAAAAUGGCUUCACAAAAACAGAAAACGGAAAAGGAGAAGAAAAUUGUGUCAUUGUCAUUAUCAUCACUGUGGAGACACAACAGUAGCAGAAAUGGAGAUGUCUCCAGUAGCUGAAAAAGAAGUUACUUACAGAGAUGAAAAUAAAUAUCAGCACCUCCAAAAUGCGGAGAAGUGCAGACAUGACACAGGAAAUAUCUGGUUAACUGCAGGUGAGGUGCAGCAGUCGCAGCCAAAAUUUGGCACUGAAAAUGGUCCUAAGAGAGUCGUGUCUGCAUCAGAUCACAUGCACUGGGGCAGAGGCUGGUGUGACUUUUGGAGUGCAAGAAGCAGCGGCCACCACCACGGCUGUAAAGGAGCACACAGAAGGAGCAAGGCGAGCUCCCGGAGGCAGGCGAGGCAGCUGGCUCUGAGCUCCAGGAGGCACAGCCCCCGGCACCCCAAAACCUGCUGCAGCUGGAAAGUCAGGAGGUCAAGCUGCAGCCCAGAGCAGAGAUGUUCAGGACAGUGCAGUGAGGAGAAGGGGCCGAGUCACAGCCAGCCCAUAAAGAGAGGUUACAGUGUUGUGACAGAAGAAACCCCAGAGAAGCCCCACCGCAAGCGGAGGCAGCACACCUACUCCUAUUCCUCUUCCUCGGAUGAAAGCUCAUCGCCAGCAGAGGAAUGCCUAAGGCAAGGACGUGCUUUGGGUGCCUAUCACAAGGCAAAGGGGAAACGCAGGAAAAGGAAGGCUAGAAUCCAUCGUGUCUUCCUUGACGGGAACGCAAGGAGCGAGAGCUCUGACUCUUCCAAAGAAAGUUCUGCGAAUUCUACGUUAAAUAUUUCAGGGGACUCAGUGGCUCAAGACAAUCUAGAGGAAACUAAUGCAGCUCCCAGAGAUGAUGAUGAUGAUGAUGAUGCAAAAGAGAGGGAUGAAACAAUGGAGCUGGAGGCAAGCAAGUCGCCUCUGGAAGCUGCUGGCCCAGAGGCGCUGGGAGAGGAUAAACCAGCGUGUGCAGCGAUGGAGAGCGCAGCGGGCACGCUGCCUGAUGCCAUCACAACCUCCGCCGCUCCGGCCCCCGAGCGCAGCGCUGCAGCGGCUGCUGGCACACAGGCCGUCCCCCCAGAGGGAAGGAAAAAGGAAAAUGCCGGCAGCCGUGAAAAUCAAGCGCGUUACAAAGCUCCCGUCCCCAGCAGGCCCCUGGAACAGACUCCUCCUAAGUCCUAUCUUUGCCAUUACGAGCUGGCCGAGCCCCUGCCGCCCCCCCCCCCCCCCCCCCCCCGCGCCGAGUGGGUGCCGUGCAGUCCCGCCGUGUUCAGCAGCCCGCCGCCCCUGCCCUUCAAAGAAGCACACCUCAGCACCUUCCUGAGCAGCGAGCAGCUCCGAGCCCCCUUCCCGCUGCCCGAGCAGGCGCUGCUGCUCCCCGCCGACAGCCGGGACAAGUUCAAGGAGCUGGUUCCCGAGCCCUUCCUGAAGGUGAAGCUGGCGUUCGCCCCGCCGGGCUCCGCGCUGCCGCCGCCGCCGCCGCCGCCGCUGCGCUCCGCCUCGGUGACCACCAUCCAGCACACGGUGCUGCAGCAGCAGCACGGCGCCCUCAAGGUGCUGCAGCCGCCGCAGCAGUUCCUGUCGCAGGUGCCGGCUCUGGCCCGGGCCCCUCUGGCCCAGCUGGGGCUGUGUCCCGCCGCUUUCGUGGCGCCGCCGCCGCUGCCGCUGCUGCCGCCCUCGGUGCUGCCGCCCGCCCCGCUCGCCUUCCCCGCGCUGCCGCACUUCCCAUCCCUGCUGGCUCCGGCCGUCAUCCCCCUGCAGCCGCUCUUCUAGGGCUCGGACCUUCAGCUGCAGCCCCCUCGAGCUUUUACUGGCGGCUGGACUGGUUAAAAUUACCUGGGAAGCAUUCGCUGUAAGUAUAGUGAUGCGACAAACAUACUGUUACUGAAGCAC